This is a messenger RNA of Mesocestoides corti, 696 nucleotides long. Lineage: Eukaryota; Metazoa; Platyhelminthes; Cestoda; Cyclophyllidea; Mesocestoididae. The record is from the annotation of a GenBank genome assembly.
AUGUCUCAUCCGAUUACUGGGAUUGGUUUUGUCACUUCUCUAUCGCGAGUGCCAAGCCAUUGUACGGCGGUGAAGUUGACAAAAGAUACUCAUGAAGAUGCUGAUAUUGGCAAGGAGAAUCUUUUGCGCAAAUCUUCCAGAUAUUUGGUUUAUGAGAAAAAGCCAUGCAGCCAAAGUUCUCCCCAUAAUGUGCUAGUUGAACUCGUAAUUGUUACGAGCAGAGACGCAGUGCCUAUUGGGUUCACCAUUAUCGAAAGGACUCUUGAUACAAGAGAGAGGUGCAUCAAAGGGAAGCACCUAUGUGCCAAGUUCGAGAAAUGGACCCCACAUAUGACCGCUAUUACGGACGUCAUGAUCUUUAAAAAUGCUGGCGAUAGCCUCAGGGGACAUAUUCUAGUCGGGGAGUUGACUGAUCAGCGUAUACUGGCGUGCGUCCAGUCCGAUAUUGGAAGCUCCGCAAACGCAGGCGACAAUUCCCUCAAAAAACGGGCUCCAGCGAAGCCGGCGGAAACUCCACGCAAAUCGCAAAUAUACAGUCCCAUGUGUGGCGUUCCGUUUGAACUCACGAGAGACUGUCGCAUUGGUGACGCAGAUGACAUCAUGAGUCGAUAUUCCGUUCACCCGAAAUCCCGCGAAACGAUUGAAGAUGAGUAUUCCUACAAUUUCACACUGGAGAAGUCUUUGGUGGCUGGUUGA